UCGAGAAAUGCAUCUGACCCCCUCCCCCGCUGUGCCGCUGCGCGGAAUCGCAAUUGGUGAGCGAGACUCCUCAGCGCACGAUUGGUCCACGUUUAUCGAGAACAAGCGCGACGAGAUCCAAGCGGACCAGCCGCGUCGUCCGACGAGGCUCUAGCGACUCCUAGUGAGUUCCGUGUGUAAACGACACGCAUCGGGUGGCUGCUCGCGCAACGUAAUCCGCCGAGUAAACAUUCGCCUAGUGGCGCACGCGAGGAGACGUAAGCACUCUGUGGAUCAAGAAUUCUUUACUUGUUAAGUUUACAAACCAUUUGUGGAAGUUCGAUCUGCAGGAGAACAGAGUGUUGCGUUUUAUUGUGAAGUAUGUGCUGUCGUUUGCCGAGUACGUCAUUCAGCGGAGGCCCGUUACGUUUCUUGUCCUCGGGUCCAUAGCUGUCGUCAUCGUCGUCAUCACCGAGGAUUGUCGGUUGGCGGCUGAGCGAACGGAAGAGUACAGCGCGGUGGUACGAAAGAGAAAGAGAGAGAGAGAGAGAGAGAGAGAAAAAAGGCCGCGCACAGCGACGUCAGCAAGGGACGGCGGCGCGCUUUGUGAAAACGAAGUCCGGACAGAUCACCGUCACCGUCGCUGCGUCCGUCAGAAUCGUCGUUUGCGAGCGGAGCACCCCGCGCGCUGUGUCUGUCGAACAGCACAAUCGAUAACCCUGCGGGCGCUUUUUGCUUAACGAGAGGAAGAGAGACAGACAGAUCGUAAUGGCGAGAGCGUGGCGUCGACGGCGAUAGAUGUUGGAGUGGGAGAGACCGUGGUAAAAACAAUGCUGAAUCGCCAGGGAGCCUCGCAUUGUGUGUUCUGACAAGGGAAGAUUACUUCUCAUCGUUAUCCAAGGAUAUCAGAUUAUGCACUGCUGCUAUUUAUCUCAUUAUCAUUGAAUUUGACUAGGAGUCUCUGCUCCAAAAGUCAUUGCUGCUGUGUAUAAUUGCCACCUAUUUGUGAAAUAUGGAUGAUGAAGAAGGAUCUUCAAAUGCAGGACCGAUGUCUUCGUUAAACAGUUUGUUCUCAUUCACGAGUCCUGCGGUGAAAAAGUUACUUGGCUGGAAACAAGGCGAUGAGGAGGAGAAAUGGGCCGAAAAAGCAGUGGACUCUUUGGUGAAGAAACUGAAGAAACGCAAAGGCGCGAUUGAAGAGUUGGAACGUGCUCUCAGCUGCCCAGGUACACCAAGCAAGUGUGUGACAAUACCCAGAAGUUUAGAUGGCAGAUUACAAGUUUCGCACCGCAAAGGUCUGCCGCAUGUAAUAUACUGCAGAGUAUGGCGAUGGCCAGACCUACAGUCGCAUCACGAAUUGAAGCCGCUUGAGCUGUGUCAAUAUCCAUUUUCUGCCAAACAAAAAGAAGUCUGCAUCAAUCCCUAUCACUACAAGAGAGUAGAGAGCCCGGUGUUGCCACCUGUAUUGGUUCCUAGACACUCUGAAUAUGCACCAGGUCACUCUUUGCUGCCGUUCCAACAAUUAGCGGAACCCACGAUGCCACACAAUGUGUCCUAUUCAUCGAGUGGUUUCAAUGCAACUUCGGCCAGUGGCGUGAAUCCAACGUCUCCCAUGUCCUCCGUCGGUUCCGUGCCAAGUCCGGGCAGUACGACAUUGCCGAAUCCGCAAAGUCCAUAUGGUACAAACGGCUUACCGGAAACACCACCACCGGCCUAUUCUCCGCCCGAGGACGGCUCUCAAACUGGUCAGUCACCGCCCUCAGAUUCUGUUCCGAUGGAUACGAGCGCACCUCCUGAAGUAGCACCUGUGUGUUACCAAGAACCCCCUUACUGGGCCUCGAUUGCCUAUUAUGAGCUCAACUGUCGGGUAGGCGAAGUGUUCCACUGUCAGUCGCACUCUGUGAUCGUCGACGGUUUCACUAAUCCAAGCAACAAUUCUGAUCGCUUCUGUUUGGGACAACUAUCUAACGUAAAUCGUAAUUCUACGAUAGAGAAUACGAGGCGACAUAUAGGCAAGGGAGUUCAUCUCUAUUACGUCGGAGGAGAAGUUUAUGCCGAGUGUCUGUCCGAUUCUGCCAUAUUCGUACAAUCUAGGAAUUGUAAUCAUCACCAUGGUUUUCACCCUAGCACAGUUUGCAAAAUCCCACCAGGUUGUUCAUUGAAGAUAUUCAACAAUCAGGAGUUCGCCCAGCUUCUCUCGCAAAGCGUGAAUCAUGGUUUCGAGGCUGUUUAUGAAUUAACCAAGAUGUGCACGAUCAGAAUGUCAUUUGUGAAAGGAUGGGGCGCUGAAUAUCAUCGGCAGGACGUUACGUCUACCCCUUGCUGGAUCGAGGCACAUUUACACGGACCUUUGCAGUGGUUAGAUAAAGUGUUAACGCAAAUGGGCUCGCCUCAUAAUGCUAUAAGUUCUGUGUCAUAAGUAAUACGCGCACGCGUCACAGGAUGAUACAUUAUGAUAGAAGGACGAUUAGUUGUUCGAUGCAUUCUAAUUAUUUAAUGAGACUGGAUAAAGUCACAGGUGCGAGAACACGGGCACGUUCGAUCGUACGCAAUUUCGUCUGUGUAAGUUACUCUGUACGUUUCGUCAACGUUGAAAUCAAAUCUUAUGAGAAUAAAAUGGCAACCGAAAAGGAAAACAAAAAUUGACGUAAUGUUCCAAGAAAAUCUGAGGAAUUGCGAGAAGUUACGCGAAACAUUUAACAGCGAUCUCUGGGAAUUAUCGUGAUCACAGAUUAUACACUUAGAUGCUGUAAAACUCUUUGGCUGUUACAUAGGGAAGGAAUUAUUAUACAUAAUGAUACAUAAUAAUAUGGUAUAUAUAUAUAUAUAAAAAAAAUAUUUUUCAAAUCUAUGCAUCAGUCGUAACACUUUAUUUUAUAUGGAGACUUAUUGUGGAGAUAUUUAUCACACAUACGGUGUAGUAUCGCAAAUCCGUUACUAGACGACUUUAAGAUUUAUUGUAACGACAGUAAAAAAAAAUAUAUAUAUAUAUAUAUAUAUAUGUAUACAGCGAAUACAGCUUCUUGACAAAGAGAGUAAAUUCUCCGAAUUACAGGGCGAGAAAGAAUAUAUAUACAUAUACACACGCAAAUAUAUUUAUAUAUAUUCUACGUUUUCUCGAUCGAGUUUAAUCUAACGAUUAUGUCUCUUAAGUUACGUGUGCACUUUAAAAAAUUUAGGUCUAGAUUUAUUGAAAUUUUAGCGCGGAAAAAAUCACGACGUGAGCGCCGCGGGGCUUUAUUGAUAAACUACGCGUUUAUAUUAUUUCAAUGUAAGACAUUGGACGUUGAUCUCACGUUGACUACUGAAAGUCAACUGCGUCCGAUUAUAUAUUGAAAAUAUUAAAUUCAUACCGAUCCUUAGGAGGAUUUAUGUAGCUCAUGGCUUUCUCCAUCUCCGUGUAGGAUUAUAUUGCAUUAUAUUCUGAAUGAUAUUGUGUCACCGACUCGGCGCUUUCCGUAUAUUUGUCGAAUCCUGUGAACAGAACUCGAUUGGAUAAAACAGUAAACAAUUAAACAAGUUUCAUAUGUUGGGAAUGUACUAAGUUUCACUUACGCGCUGUAUAUAUUCGUAUAUGUACGGGGAUUUCGUAGGCGAAAUGUGUGCAAACGAAAAUUAUUAGUAAGUUCAUUAUAUGCGUUGCUCGACGAAAAUUUAUGUUCACCGAUCGAUCGGACAUAAUCUUCAAGUUACGUUCGUUACUUUCCUACGAUACGAAAAAGAGUGCCAAAAGGAACGGAAUAUUCGCAUAAUAUUUUUAAUUUAUGCACUGUGAUAUUUUAUCAGAGAGUUACGAUUCUUUCAUUGUAUCUAAGCACGUUCCCAAAGUCUGAGAUCAUGUAAUCCGAAAGUACAUCGAUGUCUUUGUCUGAGUGUCUUAGCCGUGAGAUAUGUAUGUAAAUAUAUAAUAUUAUAAUAUGUAUUAACAGUGCCUAAUUAUCUAGACAAUACCAUCUUUUUUCACUGCCGUUUGCUGUCACUUGUUUGCCGAUGUGCCUAGCUGUGAUUCUUUGCUAUUCAAUUUGGCAGAUAUGCGAAAGCUAUUAUAUUACAAUAAAAAAACGAAUGAAAGUACGAGAGGAACAAGGUAUUUUUCGCAAAUUACGAUUCCGUGAUAAAACAGAAGAAACAAGAGAAAAUAAAUUUAUUAGGGGUCUAAGAUAUUUGGCUAAUAAUUACGUGAGAUUAAGUGUGAUAUAAAACGAGAGAAAGUAUGAUAGCGAAUAAUAUGUCGCGAUUUACGAUCUGGACCCGAACAACGUGGAAAUCCGCGGCGAAACGUCGCGCGAGUCACGAACAAACAGGAUACCGUUGUAACACGGACACGAAUGUCGACUAGAAAUGUUACCUUAAUUCCAUAUUGCACAAUGCGGUGCAAAUCGUUGCGCUAAUUACGUACGUUGAGCGAUAGGGACAAUAAUCGAUGACUAUGAAAAGGGUAUAAACGAAAAAAAAAAAAACAAUUGUAAGAUACGUUCAGCCCGUCCUAAAGCUAAGAAAAUUUAUUGUUCGAUACAAUGAUAUAUAUUGAUUGGCUCGGAUUCUGCGCGAAAAGGAAAGGAACCGCUCGACCUAAUUCCCUUGUCGUGUUGUGAAACACGAAAAGCAAGCAUCGACAAAGGAUUGACAUUGUAUGUGUAUGUGUUUACUCCUGUAUUCUAUGUUUACUGCUCGAGUUUGCUGUCGCGUCUCGAGAGUCGGAGCUCUUCCUCUUCGCGCGAAGUGCGAUCCAAUUUUAUGCCGCGAGGCGUUCUCACCAUCUCCGGAUGCAGAUACACGAAUGUUAGAAGUCUCACAUUACUAGCGCCGUAUUACGAUCCGCGUCGUUCGCACAAGCGACAGCGGUUAGAACCGAUUAGAAUGAAGUUGAGAAGAGAUCUUCUCGGCACGCGUUGGGCUUUUGUCGCCGUCGAUGCGGAGAGCACGAUGCUUUACUGUAAGACGCACGUGUAUGGAUAGUUUCUCAUUAAUGCAAGAUUAUACUUACAGCUUGUAUUUCGCGUUCUCACCAGUCCUCGUUUUCUCGCUAAUCAAGUCGUCUCACGGAUUACUCGCGAAGCCCGUUUGCAAACCAUUCGCCUGAUCCUUCAGAGUCUGAACAGAGAGAGAGAGAGAGAGAGACACGUAUGUCUCUUAUUAAAAAGCGACAUUGUCUGCGAUAUAAUUCGUCCUUCAAAUUUGAUAUUCGCGAAGAUUGAGCGGAGCACCUGAAUUCGAUUGCAUGCCGCCCGAAUUUGUGCCUUGGAAGCCUUUUAUAUUUUAUAUCCGUAUAAAGACGUUAUGAUAUGUUACGCGCAAUUUCUGAAAUCUAAUAGCAGCCGGGAUGAAUGACACGUUGCGCCCGAAAACGCGCGCGCGCGCGUCACCUUUCCCAGGCGUAAAACCGAAAACGACGAGAGAAAAAGAACAUGUAUCAGAAUUGUCCACUUGUAAAAUAAAUCUGCAACUGUAUGUCUUUGAACUGUAGCGUCGCAUUGCAGCGAACGCGUAGUCCACGCUUCAGCGCAGCGUCGCGUCUGUGAUCGUCUGAUGUUGCUUGGUUUUGUUUAACCGAAAUGAUUAUCGCACUCGCGGUGUGCGAUCAUGCGACGUGUACAAGGCCAUGCCGGAAAUUCACAUGUGCCUUUGAGAUAUUGAUACAAAAGAAGUCGAGCGCCUCUCCGCAGUAACGUCGAGGCAGCGAUCGGCCGAUGUAUUACUCUGCCUCUAAUCUACCGCGCGCGUACUCGUUGUUCCUCUGUAAAUACAAAUUAUCGUGUUGUGAAAUGACGAUAAAUUGUACUUUGACGUGCAUACAAUGUAACACGCGCUAGGAUUCUCAUUGAUCCGUUAACGGUUAAAUGUGAAACUCUAGUCGAGCCCGAUUUUCGCUCAGUAAACUCGAGAACUCACACCGUCGUGUGUCGUUGAAUCACCACUGCAACUAUCUCUUCUCUACAGACGGUCUCGCGUUUAUCAGUUGCCCGACGUGGAAGCGCUCGGUUGCUUUUGCACAAAAGCCGUCUAUUGAUGUCGGUACCACGAAGAGCAAAUAGACGACCGAUUGAAGUGCGAAGGAACGAUUUGAAAACGGGCUCGCGAUAUUCCACGUGUCAGUGAUUGUAUAUAUAUAUAUGCAUCAUACAUAUGUGUGUGUGUGUGUGUGUGUAUAUAUAUGUAUAUAUACAUAAUAUACAUACAUAUAUAUACAAAUCUUGUUAGCGCGUAAGACACGCCUUCGGAAUCCAUUCCACGUUAUAUACCGGUAGAGAAGAUAACCGCGGAUUUUUUCCCGCUCGCGCGGUUUCUCCGUAUGUAUGCUCAUGUGGCGUGUUUGAAAUUAAAUCAGCAACGACGACGACGACGACGACGACGACGACGAUGACGACGUAGACACACGAGUCUCUUUAAUCUGUAUAGCCAACCAUUUCUCUCGCUCUUUUGCGAGAGAACGGUAUCGUUUCGUAGGACGUAGCGCUAUCGUAAGACUAUAACAAAAAAAAGGAAUUAAUUAGCUACCAAACGCAUGGCGUGUAGUACAUUCUCUCAUUUUCUUGCCGCACGUUUUUUCCCUUCCUCUUUUUCUUUCCCCUUCCUUUACGGUUAAAGGAGAGAAGAAAAAAAAAAGAAAAGACAUUCUAUGUACAGAAGACGUUAUUUUAAUCGUAAUAUACAUGUAUACAUAGUGUAUAAUGAUGUGUAGCGACGAAAUGGUAGAACAAUACAUGGUUUGUGCUGUAUGUAUCGUGACACGCGUUAUGCGGUAAAAGAAUGGAGUCUUGUCGGGGAAACUAGCGGAAACAACGAACGGCCCAUCGGUCGGAGCAGCUCGUGUUGCAAGAUACACGAGAUGCUCCGCAAAAACAUUGCAAUUAUCGCAGACGACGUCCCGACGUCGAUCGAACGGUCUCUGUACUUCGCUAGUGAAAGAUCUUCACCGUUAUUCCCGAUGGUAAAAGAUCGUCAUAAUUCGGCGACUAGAACGCCGGGGACUGACCCUUGGGGAUCCAAUGAAAUUCCGCAGUCGACGACUAUAUGCAUCUCGUUCGACGUGAAUAAAAAAAGAAAAAAGAGAAAUUAUCCGCACUCUCGGUCACGUUUUAUAUGUAGCCUUCUUACACCUAUGCCGUUCACACACAUGCAUUUCUGGUAAUCAUUGUCUUGUCUACCGAGUAAAAUUAAUGCCUACCUGUCUGUAUCUAUGUGCGAUUAAACAUGUGCGAUGGUCGUAUGUCGUCUCAUAA
This is a messenger RNA of Harpegnathos saltator (Jerdon's jumping ant), 7202 nucleotides long. It is a transcript of the gene Mad, whose product is annotated as mothers against decapentaplegic homolog 1. NCBI's taxonomy places the organism in Eukaryota, Metazoa, Arthropoda, Insecta, Hymenoptera, Formicidae. The record is from RefSeq and is a predicted model, not a curated record. The transcript has 3 exons. Gene Ontology annotation, molecular function: DNA-binding transcription factor activity, RNA polymerase II-specific; I-SMAD binding; RNA polymerase II cis-regulatory region sequence-specific DNA binding. The coding region runs from base 992 to 2398 and encodes 468 amino acids. Gene Ontology annotation, biological process: BMP signaling pathway; SMAD protein signal transduction; regulation of transcription by RNA polymerase II. Gene Ontology annotation, cellular component: heteromeric SMAD protein complex.